This is a messenger RNA of Porites evermanni, 522 nucleotides long. The record is from the annotation of a GenBank genome assembly. NCBI's taxonomy places the organism in Eukaryota, Metazoa, Cnidaria, Anthozoa, Scleractinia, Poritidae.
UGGAUCAAACUGUUCAAAUGUGUAUUUAUCGUUAUAGGGGAAGGUGGACAUAUCCUACACUGGAAAAUUACACGUGGUGAAUCUUUUGAAGAGGUUAGAGAUAUCUUCAUCCAUCUUAAGGAGAGACUGCAGGCACGGGGAGUUGUCAUUGACAACUGCUGCAAAUGGAAAAGUUCCCUCACAGCCAUUUUUCCUGAUGUUGACAUCAGACUGGAUCUCUUUCAUGCAGUCCAACGGUUUUUGAAAACUGUUCCAGUUGGUGCUAGAAUUGGCAGUGGUAUUGCCAAAGAAUAUGGCCUAGUUUUCCGUCGCCCAUCGGAUUUGGGCGAAAAACGUAACCAACCCACUGCUGAUAAGGAGAAAAUGCUAAAGAACUUGGCAGGGUUUGAAUUGAAAUGGUCAACUAAAAGAUGGAAUGGAAAUAUUAUAUUGAACGCAGAAGGAAGGAAGGAAGGCUUUACAGUAAAAACACAUAUCGAGAGGAUGUCUAAGCGGCAUUCCGGUCCAGUGUUCAACCUCUGA